AUGUCAACCCUAUUCAGCCAGCUGGAGGAUCUCAUUCGCUCCGGGCACGAUAAUGCCAGUGCUGCCGCUGUAUUAGCCCAGCUAGGCACACCCUGCGCCUCAGUCGCCAUCAUGGAAGACGGCGUAAUAUCAUCUCACUGCUUCUCGACCGGCAAAGACGACACAGAGACCAUCUUCCAAGCCUGCAGCAUCUCAAAACCAACGUUUGCAGUCGCCUUGAUGAAACUUAUCGACGAAGGCAAGCUCAGCCUUGAUAGCCGCAUUGGUGAUUUAUUGCCACAGGAUGUUCUGGACAUUUUAACAAGAGGUGCAACUACUGCUCGCACAUCUGCCAUCAAAGGCAUCACUGUCUCGCAGCUUCUAAGCCAUACCUCUGGGCUCUCUCAAGGCGGUUUCCCAGGCUACUCUGUUUUGGACGAUGCGCGGAUUCCAACAACGCGCGAGGUACUAGCUGGAGCAUAUCCCGUCAAUACGAAAGACGUGCAUUUGCAGGGCUUUCCGGGCCAAUCGCUGUCCUAUUCCGGUGGUGGAUUCACAGUGCUUCAGUUCAUCUUUGAAGCAAUUACGAAAAAGGACUUGCCCUCGGCGAUGCAAGAUAUCGUCCUUGGGCCUCUGGGCAUGACGAGGUCUUUUUACAACCAACUGCCGCCUGGAGAAAAGAAUUCAGCAAAGGCGCAUUAUACAGGCUAUACUCCCUGUGAAGAUGCUCAGCGUGUCAAUCCUGAACAAGCGGCGGCGAGUUUAUGGACUACACCUAGUGAUCUCUUGAAGCUUGUCAGGGCUGUGCAACAAUCUCUCCAGAGCUCUAACAAUAGCGGCUUUCUUCGACAAGAAACAGCAAAGACGAUGUUGACGGUCGUAGAUCUGGAUAUAGCACAUUCAUGGUUCAUACCAGGAGAUUCACGAACAGUCUUUUCGCAUGGCGGCAGCAACUGGCCGGGCUUCAGAACAUAUGUAGCAGGAUACGCGAAUCUUCCAGGCGGAAGUAAAUUCGAGGUGCCAAGCAACUGCGGCAUCUCCAUCAUGACUAAUUCGGCAGAAGGCGAUUUUGCAAUAUGGAAAUUAUUGCAAGCCAUACCGUACCUGAAGAAGUGGCCAGAGAUUCCUUUACCCGUAGGCUACCCGGCGAUUGUGCCACUAGGAGCUCCGAAAGAAGAAGUUGACGGUGGGUGGAAGCGCUGGAUGGGCAAUUGGACAUGUGGAAAAAAGAGUUGGAGCAUUCAGGCCGAUGAGGCUGGUCAACCGACUAUUCAGUAUGACGAGCUGCUUCCUUUCCCGCUGCUGGUAGCGGCGAUGGCAGCGAAGGGUAGCAGUGAGGUGGUGAACUUGGUAGUGGAUGGUCUGGAGGUGUUGAUACGGUUGCAUGAUGAUGAUACGGUAGAGGUGAUGAAUGGGAAGAGCUCAAAGAUUAUCAAGUUGGUUAGGGCUUGA
Messenger RNA from Trichoderma gamsii, 1431 nucleotides. Its product is annotated as beta-lactamase. The record is from RefSeq and is a predicted model, not a curated record. The transcript has a single exon. NCBI's taxonomy places the organism in Eukaryota, Fungi, Ascomycota, Sordariomycetes, Hypocreales, Hypocreaceae. Bases 1 to 1431 code for a protein of 476 amino acids.